Plasmodium coatneyi is the source of this 915-nucleotide messenger RNA. RefSeq lists its product as uncharacterized. NCBI's taxonomy places the organism in Eukaryota, Apicomplexa, Aconoidasida, Haemosporida, Plasmodiidae. The transcript has a single exon. The coding region runs from base 1 to 915 and encodes 304 amino acids. The record is from RefSeq and is a predicted model, not a curated record.
AUGAAGUCAAAGUACGAUGCCCUGUUCGACGAGCCAAGCAGCUCGCUCAAGUCCGCCAAUCAGAUUAACCGAGGGUCUGCCCAGAAUGAAGAAAAUGCAGCGUAUCCGAACAAUAGCCUGAACAACAUUUAUGGGAAAAUAGUUAAAAUAAGGAAAGAGCUAGAAAAAUCGUACAAUUUGUUUUACUCAUACAAUUUAAUUGUGUCCAACGGAGGGGAAGGUAACGUCAACCCUGGGAGGAAUUACGCAGAUGUGUACCAACGAAAUGACCCUUUAAAAAUAAAUGCAAAUGCGAAAAAUAAUUUAACCCUAAACAAAAUAAACGCUCUCACAAAUUCCUUUUUUAUGAAUGUUGAAACGUUGAGAAAUACCUACUCUUUUCUUGGCACAAAUAAUAUGAACGGUCAGGCAAUGAUGAGUGACGAAAACGUCAUAUGGGAGAGAAGAAUUGAGACGUUAACGAAUGAAGCAAACUCCUACAUUAAAACACUGGAUGGAAUUUACAAAACUAAUUUGAACAAUACGGAAAGGAACGCCCGUAAUGCAUAUAACGAACGGGAUGGUUUGACUGGUAACAGUCUGCACAGAGACGGGAAAAAGGCGAAGAAGAAAAUGGGUGCAGACUCCGCCAUCGGUUAUCUACACAGUGAGAGGGAAAUCCUGAAGGAGGUGGAAAACAACCUUAACGUCUUUCACGUCCAGGGAAUGAGUACAUUAGAAUUAAUCAGGAAACAAAACAAAUUUUUGAAAAAUGUUCGCAAGAAAGUAAUUGAUAUUUACAACUAUGUUGGCUUGUCGUCUUCCCUAACCGACGCUAUCAAGAAGACGCACAAGCAGAAUUUGAUCAUCGUCCUCGUGGGCAUGGUUCUUAGCUUACUCUUUUUUUACGUCCUUUAUAAAUACGUCCGGGGCUGA